Messenger RNA from Telopea speciosissima, 1432 nucleotides. Its product is annotated as CBL-interacting protein kinase 1. The record is from RefSeq and is a predicted model, not a curated record. Gene Ontology annotation, biological process: signal transduction; protein phosphorylation. Gene Ontology annotation, molecular function: ATP binding; protein kinase activity. The coding region runs from base 53 to 1381 and encodes 442 amino acids. NCBI's taxonomy places the organism in Eukaryota, Viridiplantae, Streptophyta, Magnoliopsida, Proteales, Proteaceae. The transcript has 13 exons.
CUAGCCCCGGUGGUGGUGGUGCUGGUUGGCGGUGGUGGUUUGUGAAAGUUUCAUGGUGAGAGAGGUGGAGAAGAGAGGAAUGCGACUAGGAAAGUACGAGCUCGGAAGAACUCUAGGCGAAGGAAAUUUCGGAAAGGUCAAAUACGCCAGGCACAUUGACUCCGGCCAAGGUUUCGCCGUUAAGAUCUUGGAUAAAAAGAAGAUCCUCGACCUCAAAAUCAGCGAUCAGAUAAAGAGAGAAAUCGGCACCCUCAAACUUCUGAAACAUCCAAACGUAGUCAAUUUGCAUGAGGUUUUGGCCAGCAAGACAAAGAUUUGCAUGGUCCUUGAAUACGUGAAUGGUGGUGAAUUAUUCGACAGAAUUGCUUUAAAAGGGAAAUUCUCAGAAGCUGAAGGCCGGAGACUCUUCCAACAGUUAAUUGAUGGUGUGACUUACUGCCACGACAAAGGUGUCUUCCAUAGGGAUUUGAAGCCUGAAAAUGUUCUUGUUGAUGCGAAAGGAAAUAUAAAGAUAUCUGAUUUUGGCCUCAGUGCUUUAACUCAACAUUUCAGAGAUGAUGGGUUACUGCAUACAACAUGUGGAAGUCCAAACUAUGUUGCCCCAGAGGUUCUCGCCAACAGAGGGUACGACGGUGCCACAUCUGAUCUUUGGUCAUGUGGUGUUAUCUUGUAUGUGAUUCUUACAGGGUACCUCCCUUUUGAUGACCGAAACCUUGCUGUUCUUUAUCAGAAGAUAUUCAAGGGAGAUGUUCAGAUACCCAAAUUGCUCUCACCAGGUGCUCAAAACUUGAUAAAGAGGAUACUCGACCCAAAUCCUUGCACUCGAAUCUCCAUAGCAGAGAUAAAAACUGAUGAAUGGUUCAAACAAGAUUACUUCCCUGCUAAUCCUUAUGAUGAGGAGGAAGACAUCUUCAUUGAUGCCGAAGCUUUCUCUAUGCAAGGGGUGGCCACGGACACAGAGAAGGAUCCUGGUUCACCCACUCUAAUCAAUGCCUUUCAGCUAAUUGGAAUGUCAUCUUGCCUGGAUCUCUCUGGCUUCUUUGAGAAAGAGGAGGCCUCCGAGAGGAAGAUCAGAUUCACAUCCAAUAUUUUACCAAAAGAUUUACUUGAGAAGAUUGAAGAUAUAGUCACAGAAAUGGGAUUCCGAGUCCAGAAAAGAAAUGGAAAGCUGAAGGUGACACAAGAGAACAAGGGUAGGAAGAUACCCGGUAGCCUUUCAGUCCAAGCAGAGGUGUUUGAGAUAAGUGCAGCUCUGUAUGUGGUGGAGUUGAGAAAAACAUAUGGUGAUCCUUCGAUGUACAGACAGUUGUGUUCGAAGCUAUCCAAUGAUCUCGGCGUCCAACAAAGGCAAGAGAUUUUGGCCACGCAAGUGUCAAUAUAACUAGUGCAUGGUCGUACACCUUGAUGUAAAUCUUUUUUUUCUUUUUGGGGG